AUGCGCCGCCAGGCCGACACCAUCCGCGAACUGCGGGCGCGGCUGGCAGCGCUCGAGGCCCCGGCCGGCGUGGCGCGGCGGCGCCGCAUAAAGGAGCUUGAGGGCCAGGUGGAGUCACUCCAGCGGGCCCUCGCCUCCCGCCACCCAAACUCGCUGCCCGCCGUGCUGCAGGCCGCGCGGCCGCCCCCCGCCGAGGGCCGCCUUGUGGCGGCGCUGCAGGCGGAGGUGGAGGCCCUGCAGGAGCGCCUGGCUGGCGCGCAGCGGGGCCACGAGCACGCGCUCAGGGCGCUGCAGCAGCAGUAUGAGCAGCUAAAGGCGCGCGCGGCGGGGGAGCGGGAGCGGGAGCGGCUGGAGGCCUCGCGCCGCGGCGGCGCACGCUCGCAAGACCUGGAGAGGCGCCUGCAGGAGGCGCAGGAGCAGCACGCCCGCCGCGUCAGGACGCUCGAGGCGCGCGCCGCCGCCGCAGAGGCCGCGGCCUGGGGCCGGCAGGAGGCGACAGCAGGGGAGGAUGGCGGCCGCGAAGGUGACCAGGCGGGGACGGACGAGCUAGUGGCGGAAUUGCGGGGUGAGCUGGCGCUGCGGGACAAGCAGCUGGCGCAGUCGCAGCAGCGGCUGAAGGAAUUGGAGCGUCAGGUGCGGCAGCUGCAGCGCCAGCAGCAGCAGGGGCAGCAGCAGGAGGAGCAGCAGCAGCAGCAGCAGCGGUCAGGACCUGCCCGAGUCCAGCAGAAUGCGCCGGCGCCUCUGGUGGACGACACAGCACUGGUCGUGGCGCCUGCCUCAACUGCAGAGGGGCAGCAGCGGCCCGCCAACCCUGAGACGGCAAUCAACCAGCAGCAGCAGCAGCAGCAGCAGCAGCAGCAGCAGUUGCGCUUGGAGCUGGCCGCGGCCCAGGGCGCCCUCGCGCUGCUGCAGCGCUCCCACUCGGAGCUGCUGCAGCGGGUGGUGGAGCUAGGGGCGGGCCAGCAGCGGGCGGUGGCGGAGGCCGGGCAGGAGGCUGCGGCGCGAGAGGCAGGGCGGUGGAUGCAGCGGGCCGAGCAGCUUGAGCAGGCCCUGCGGGCGGCAGAGCGCGAGGUGGAGGGCCUGGAGGCCGCCCUCGCCACCGCGGAGCGCGCCGCGCCGCCGAGCCUGCGCGACUUCCUGUCGCUGGAGCGCCGCCUGGGCCGCAUGGCGCAGGAGAUGGCGGCCGGAGAGGCGCGCUGGCGGGACGCGCUAGGCGAGGCGCUGGGCGGGCGCCGCGCCGCGGGCGUCGACGCCGGGGCGGGGCUGCGGGACGCUGAGGCGCGGCACGCGGCUGAGCUGGCGGCGCGGGACGCGGUUAUUGCGCGGCUGAGGCUGGAGGUGGACGAGCUGCUGGACGCGGCGCGCGCGCUGCAGCUGCGGGCGAGCUCGGCGGGGGCCUCACGAGCCUGA
Messenger RNA from Monoraphidium neglectum, 1410 nucleotides. RefSeq lists its product as hypothetical. Gene Ontology annotation, biological process: cilium assembly. The transcript has 4 exons. The coding region runs from base 1 to 1410 and encodes 469 amino acids. The record is from RefSeq and is a predicted model, not a curated record. NCBI's taxonomy places the organism in Eukaryota, Viridiplantae, Chlorophyta, Chlorophyceae, Sphaeropleales, Selenastraceae. Gene Ontology annotation, cellular component: centriole; axonemal microtubule; centrosome.